AUGGGCAGCGGAAGUUCAGCGCUGCAGACCAAGGUGAAGGACGCGACUACUGCGGAGGUGUGCGCCAUAGCUUCGGAACUGUCGAAGGAAGACAAAGAGAAGAUCGUGGCCGCCCUCGCCAAGCUGGACACUCAUGACUCCGCGACAGAUGAUGCAGGUGCCGCGCGCACGCAGGCCGGCAAGGUGGAAAAGGAUUCGCACCUGAUGAUCAAGGGUCGUCCGUGCAAGUGCGUCGAGGUCUCCACCUCCAGGAAAGGACAGGCCAUGAUCGUGGCCAUUGACAUCUUCACAGGCAAAAGAAUGGAACAUAUUUGCGACCCCUCCGACAACUUGGAGGUGCCGUUCGUGAAGUGUACCGAGUACGAGGUGCUGAACGCUGAUGCCGACACAGGAGAACUAAGCCUUAUGAUGGAGAUGGGCGACAACAAGGACGAUCUCAACCUACCCGAGGACGAGAAGAUGAAGGCGGAAAUCUGUGACGAGUUUGCCAAAGGAGAAAAGCAGAUCUUCGUGACUGUGCAAGCCGCUUGCGGAGAAGAGAAGAUCGUCGGCGUCAAGUGCGUCUGA
This is a messenger RNA of Symbiodinium sp. CCMP2592, 567 nucleotides long. The record is from the annotation of a GenBank genome assembly. Lineage: Eukaryota; Dinophyceae; Suessiales; Symbiodiniaceae.